AUGUGCAUGACAACAUGCUUGCAACAUGCUGUUGCCAAUCCCGUGGCAUAUCAGUUCAUGGAAGUAACCGACGUCCUGGCCAUCAUAGGUGGAUCGGGAGCAGGGAAGACCACACUGCUGGACAGCGUCGCGCUGGAGCCACGCCCUGGAAGAAGAGCCGGUCAGGUGCUGCUCAAUGGGCAGGAGUUGGACGCCACGCUCUUCCGCUCCAGCUGUGCCUAUGUGGCGCAGAGCGACGCCUGCGCUCCCUCGCUGACGGUGAGGGAGACCCUGCAGUUUGCGGCCAGCCUGUACCAAGGUCGCGCAACACGCGCCGAGCGGGCAAAGGGGGUCCAACAUCUCCUUGAAGAGUGUGGGCUGGAUGCGUGCCACGACGUCAAGGUCGGAGAUGAUCUCGUCAUACGAGGGGUGUCGGGAGGCCAGCGCCGGCGUGUGAGUUUGGCUGUCGAGUUGUUAAAGAGACCAUCCGUCUUGGUCCUGGACGAACCGACCUCGGGUCUCGAUUCCAAAGCGGCGGAGGCGAUCGUUGAGCUUCUAACGGGCAUCGCUCUGGCCAACAACCUAGCGGCCCUCUGCACCAUCCAUCAGCCGUCGUCCUAUGUGUUUCAGCAGUUCGACAGGCUGCUCGUCCUGGCCAAGGGCCGGGUGUGCUACUUUGGAAAAGCAGAUGCAGCCCUGCAGCAUUUUCAGGACAUCGGGUUCCCAAGCCCCUCGGGCGUGAACCCGGCGGAGUUCAUGAUCCGCAUCACCAACGCAGACUUUGCUGAGGAGGGCCAGGUCGCGCGGAUCUGUGAUGCUUGGGACGCUGCCUGCCGCGAGGCCCAGCCAAGCUUGUCCGGAGUGCUGACGUCCGGGCCACCCCAAGCGGCACCCAGGGCUUCGGCGCGGAAGCAGGUGGGCAAGCUCUUCCUGCGCGCGGUGCGGAGCAACCUCAGGAACCCCAUUGCCUUCGCCGGCCGCGCGGCGCUGACGGCCUUGUUGGUCAGCUUUGUUUGCGUGGCAUAUCUGGGUGCCCGGAAGCGCAACCAGGAGAACGUGUUGAACUACCUCUGGGCGGUGAUGUGGGUGCAGCAGUUGCCGGCAUUCCUCUGCAUCGGCGCCGUGCCGAACUUCGCGCGCGAGCACCGCUGCUUCCGCAAGGAGGUCAAGAACGGCCUCUACCAUCCCCUGUCGCAUCUGCUGGCGGACAUGCUGGUCAACGUGCCCAUCUGGUUCUUACUCGCCGCCGCAGCCAUCCUACCCUCCAAUUUGAUUCUGGACACCCCACUGAUUCACUCGCCGGAGCUGUGGCUGCUGUUGGCCGCCUACAUCGGCUUUAACGACACGUUUGCGCAGCUCUGCGGCAGCUUGGGAACAGGGAGCCCCCUGGGCAUCAUGGUCUUCCUGAUGCAGACGAUCUUGAACAUGAUCUUCAAUGGCACGUUGCUGGCGCACCAGUCCGAGGUUCCCUGGAUGCUGCGGUGGCUUUUCUACGCCAGGCCCUGA
Molecule: messenger RNA, 1485 nt
Organism: Symbiodinium natans
Lineage: Eukaryota; Dinophyceae; Suessiales; Symbiodiniaceae
Source: the annotation of a GenBank genome assembly